Molecule: messenger RNA, 3924 nt
Organism: Sinocyclocheilus anshuiensis
Lineage: Eukaryota; Metazoa; Chordata; Actinopteri; Cypriniformes; Cyprinidae
Product: protein FAM222B-like
Exons: 3
Coding region: 261-2039 (592 amino acids)
Source: RefSeq, a predicted model, not a curated record
UGUAGGUGUCUCCGCGGCUGCCGGUGUUGAAUUGGCCACUUUCUGUCGCGGUCCAGGGGAUCUGUAACCAUGCAUUUCGGUCUUGUGGACGGGUGCUAAAUGAUUGCGUCGAAUGUCAUUCGUAAAUAACUGGAUCCCUGGUGUGAGGAGGAGUGUGUGGCCCAUGUUGCUCUAGGAGUGACUGAGUGUGUGUGUGUGUGAGUGUGGGUGUGUGUGUGUGUGUGUGUGAGUGAGUGUGUGAGUGUGUGUGUGUGUAUGAGAUGCUGGCCUGUCUGCCAGGGCCAGGUGAUCUCUCCCUUCAGCUCCACCCCCACUCGCAGAUGAACACUGGACUUCAGAAAUGGGACACUCCACAAAGGAUGAGAUCUGCUCAGUAUCCAACCCCUGCGGAAUUGGAUGCAUAUGCUAAAAAGGUUGCCAACAGUCCACUCACCAUCAAGAUCUUCCCCAACAGCAUCAAAGUACCUCAGCGGAACCACGUUCGUCGCACAGUCAACGGACUCGAUACCGCUGGCCCCCGAUACAGUCCCUACCCCUCCUCUCAGGCCACUGCCAAGACCGGUCUCCUUGCCAUCGUUAAAGUGCCCCUCGUCAAGGGUGUCAUCAAGGACUUCGACGGCACACGCGCACGUCUGCACCCGGAGGUGAUAAUGAAUGCCGCAGGUGGCCCUUAUGCAGCCACCUCGGCCAGCACUUUAAACCUGCACCACCCAUUACAGGGGCCUCCCAGAGCAUCCCAGAAUCUGCAGGGGCUUCCUCCACACCCUCAGAAUCUCCAAACUUUGCAACAGCCUGGGCCUCCACACCAAGGACUCAGACACCGACCUUCCUCCUCCAUGCCACAGCAACCCCAGGGCCUUCCCAGACCCCAGACUCUGUCCCACGCGCCUGCUUUAGGCCACCCUGGUGCCCACCAACCUUCAGCAAUCCUGCUUCCUCAGCAGCACCUACAGAACCCCCCUGCAAGCCUGCAGGUGGGUCCUCGGAAGUUGCCGGUUGCAGACGCCCCUCCUAACGUGACUGUUUCUACCUCAACCAUUCCAUUAUCCAUGGCCGGAGGGCUCCACCAGGGCCGUCAGGCAGACUUAAACAGCAUAGUGCACCAGAUAAGCCAGUUCUGCCAGACUAGGGCUCAGGGCGCCAGUGCCACGUCAAUGUGUGAAGGGCAGAUCGCCAACCCCAGUCCCAUUAGUCGAAAUCUACUCAUCAACGCCAGUUCUCGAGUCUCGGUGCAUGCGGGAAACCCUAAUGCGCUUGCUCCCGGCCUCAUGCACCCAUCGUGUGCUAUUGGACCUCCUGAUAAAAUGACUGCUUCUGCGCCAGUGAGUGCAAUGCCUCCGCAUAACAUGGCCACGAUGAACCACAUGUAUCACAGCGAUAUAAAACAACAGCACCUACAACAUCAAAGCCAUCAAACGCAGCGAAAUCCCCAACAGCCGCAGAUGAGGUCCUGGACUCAGCAUCAGCUCGCUCACCUUCAGCACAUCUCGGAAGGGGGCGGACACCCCUGCAAACCCCCGAAUCGUGACCCUGGCCUCCCUUGCAAGGGCAUUACCUAUCCCCCAGAAAUGGGCAUGGGGCAGCCUUAUGCCAUGAAACCCUCCAGCCCCUCGCUGCCACUUGCCAACAACAGCAACAAUGCAAUGCCCCCAGGAGCGGUGACACACUAUACCAACGGGCAGUACUACCACCAGCCACCGGUGUGGGGUAGUAUUCUUCCCACGCCCAACAGCGACAGCUCCGGCUCACAGGACCUCCCCAUGCCCUUCCAUGGCACUGGCACAGGCAAUACCAACCCCACCCCAGGGAUGGACUGUGCCCCCGCGGGAGGAGCGGCCCAUUACCGAUUAGUAGGGGGUGCCUUAAUAGGGCAGACUAAUCUGAUGCAAACGGCAGAUUGCAUGGGAGGGGACUUCCAGCCGCCCUGCUUCCGAGAUCAGAAUCUCAUCCUGAUGGGGAAAAUGCACAGGCCACCCCCUAUGGGCCGGGUAGUGGUCCCCCCCUCUGAGACGCAAGGCCAGCACCCAGGGUACAGAUAAGCUUCAGCCCACAAGCCUCAGACACAGUCUCUCCUCAGUGAAGUCAGCCACACACGUGUGUCCUCGACACCUCCUGUUAGUCUUAAUGAAAUGACAUUACGAGAGGAACUAAAUGAGCUCAAAAUCUCAAGGAUGAUUGUUGAUGAAACUAAGAAAAAAAGAAUACAAACAUGUCUAAUGAAGAGCAGUGUUUUGUGCUAUUUAUCUUGCAAGUGAUCAAUUUUUUUUCUUUUAACAAGUGCUUUUUUAAGGCACUAAAGGGAUUUAUUUCCCACUUCUGUCUUAUCUAUCUCCAGUUACCCGGAUCUCAAGUGCUCCUGGCUUAUUUAUGAACGUCUUUCUUGUGUUAGUGCUAGCAGCUUACGUUAUUGAAAUAUAUUGAAAAUAAUAUAUAUGUCUUGUGAAAUACAUCACUUCUAAACUGAGGGCACCAGGCCUUCUGUUCAUUGGACAACCAACUUGCUUUCAUUUGACAGAUCUUUGUUUUGAGCCCGUCUUAUAACAUCAAGAUGGCUGACAGACUCGGAGCACUUCCCUCUUCAGCAUGACACGUUCUUAGUCCUUUCUUUCUUUUUUUCCUGUGUCUGAGCUAUGCGGGAAUAUGCCAGUCACUGGUCCUUUCAGACUGUUUCUAGGUGAAAGCUCUUGACGUGGGUUUCCAAACGAGAAGAGCUACAGAUGUUUUAAUGUUAAAGCUGUGCCAUUUUUGUUUUACCUGAUCAUUAUGCUCCCCUUAUUUCUUAACACAUGAGAAACUACUACUUGAAUUGUAUAGAUGAGUUGUGCCGUUUCAGGUGGGUCGUGUGUGUGGUUUAGCUGUACGUGGGUUUGCAGGACUAAACAUACUACUGAAGGUGGUGUCUGUAGGCUUGUUAUUAAUAUUAUGAUGUAGAAACUAUGUACCAAAUCAAGGGUUUAUGAUCCUGCGUUUUCUAGUUCAUCCUUUAUAAUAAUGUAAAGUAGGAGUUGCUACUGAUUCUUUUGUGAAGUGUGCUUGAAUUGACCAAAUUGAUCACUUGCAAGAUCAUCUGUGGUUAAAUUAAGGACUUUUUAAAAGAAAAAAGUCAAAAAGGUGAAACAGCAGGUGAAUUGCUUAUUUUAUUGUACACUGGCUUAUCUACUGUACUGCUGUAACUUUAAAGAAGUGUAAUAACUGUGUAUGAAUGUGGCUGCAUAUGAAUAUGGGUUCACAGAUUUGGUGUGCAUGUGUUGAGUGCAGGUGUGUAUGGGCAUGUGUGUGUGAUGGUGGAUGGGGUGUGUGUGUUGGUGGGUCAGUUUGUCUUGACUCGCUGUUGGUUUGCCUCCCCUCAACAGCCCUCAUGAAGCCUUAAGUAUUUGGUCCUUGGACUUUCCUUUGACAACAAGCAUGAUUCUAAUAAAGGUAUAAUGAAUUCUGAUUUUGAAAAAUAGACUAUAAAGGAACAGCAUUUUUCCUCAUUUAUUUUUAUUAACUCAAGCUUUUGUUGAAUAGAAAAGCAAUUCUUUAGAAUUACUUUAUAAUGUAAACGAAGAAAUAAAAAAUAUUUUAUCGUCAUUGUUUUAUAGCUGUGUGUAGUUCUGGGCUGUAACAAAAUCUUUUUAUUCCACGUUUCAAAGCUUCAGUUUUGCAAUUUGUGCCAUUUAUAAUUCUGAACUAGAUUUUUUUUCCUCUAUUUAAAUCUUUUUUUUUUUUUUCGUUUUUUUUUCGUGUUUUCGUUUUGCAAUUGCUGUGAAAUUGGAGGAAGCUUCUAGAAGCCUUUCUCAUAUCUGUCACUCUGUGGCUGUCAAUUGAAUGCGUGGGAAGAAUCUGAAGAGCGUGAGAGUUGUGCUACUCUUUUUUUGUAAUAUUGUAAUAAUAAAAUAAAGUUCUAAUUUAUGCUUUCAUGUAUGACUCCGUUUCAGUUUA